AUGUUGAAACCUUUGAACUUCCCCUUCAUUUUUCUGCUCCUUCAAAUUGGCCACAGUUUCGGCUAUGAUUUCUACAUUAAUGUGACUCUACCAACCGUCAAAAAUGGAGUUCGCCCGUUUAUUGUUGACACUACCUUCAGGACUAGCUUUGUCAUGGAUUACAAGACCUUCAACGGGACUCUCGACGAGUUGAGCACCUAUAAUCCAGAUGAUUCGUACUCUUUUGACAACAAAACGAGACCUUAUUCAACAUGGGCCAAAACCUCGACUGGCGACAAGCCCAUUUCUGGGUAUCUGGCCAAUGAAGCGUUCGAGAUCUUGCCCCAGAAAGGAGUAAGACACGAUUUUGGGAUCAUCACGAAGCCUGGAACUGAAGAUGUUGUCACAACUCUUGAUGGGAACACUCGCAUUGGGAGGCUCGGGUUCUACGAGGCUAGCCGAUAUUCCCCUUCAAUUCUGUUCCAUUGGCUACCCAAAUUCAAGGAGCAACGGGUGUGUGUUCACAUCACGGAAUCGGAAGAUCGAAGGUAAGGAUUGAUAUUUUCAAACGCUUGGAAAUCGCAUACAAAAUUCAUUUCCUUAAAUCUCCAUAUCAUUUUUUGUUUUUUCAAGGGGAUUGUAGGUGUUCAAUAGCCCCAAAGUUGCGUUGAAAGUAUUAUAAUCCAUCAUAAAAGUGGUGGCAAUUAGAGUGUCCACUAUAAAAGAGCGGCGGCCGUGCUUGACGGUCGGUAAAGUUACAUUGAUAUGAAAGUCAUAGAUGUUGAAGAUGAAAAGAUACAAAUGCUGCCUUCUUAUGGAGAUAUAAUUUUUGUUUUUUCAGUGUAAAGCAAAGUGUCGUUGCGAUUGGAGUCAAGCUCCCUGAAGGCCGCCUCAUUACCAAAUACAAUGACAAAUACAACUAUGGAUGGACUCGAAUCCCGAUCGGCGACUUCAGAAUCGACGGUGCUGAUACGAAAUUCGCCAGUUCGAAAGCCAUAAUCGACACGGCGUCGAGUAAAAUCACAUUGCCUUAUUGGACCUUCGACCGGUUGGUGCAGAUUCUGGAUGCCAAAAAGAACAAUGAAACGGGAGAAUGGACCGUUAGAUGCGACAAAAUCAAGACUUUUGGGUUUAGUUUGGCCUACAAGCCCUUUGAAAUUCCCUUCGAACGUCUUGUUUACCGCGAAAAGCCGGGAAGCCGGCUCUGUCGACUUCUUUUUGGCCGUGGCGCUGACUUAACCUACCUUGGAGUGCCGGCAUUCAUCAACACAGGAGUUUGCAUGAACCAUGAGAACCGGGAUUUGCAUAUCUACGAUUCCAGCUACAAAAAGGACUCUCCGAUCUUCGCGGAUGCCAAGGAUUACGGGGGAUUUGUUGGCAGCCAUGGUUACUAA
Molecule: messenger RNA, 1373 nt
Organism: Bursaphelenchus xylophilus (pine wood nematode)
Lineage: Eukaryota; Metazoa; Nematoda; Chromadorea; Rhabditida; Aphelenchoididae
Source: the annotation of a GenBank genome assembly